AUGUCCGACUCAUUUGAUCAUGUCAAAUUCCUCGAUUUCCACAACUUGACGAAUGAAACAACCGAGGCAUAUACGGCACACUACCAAUACAACAACCAGGUGUUUUCCGUCCUCAUCAGCACUACACCACCUGACGGAUACGACAGUCAAGGGGCGAUCGAGUUUCUGUGGAUCGAACGCUUGUGGGAUUUGUCGUCCCACCAUAGUAACGUCCAUGCGCAGCUCCUGAGGCAAUUGGAUGGUGAACUCGAGAUCGCGAGAGAAAUCCAGGAUGUGGUAUUUCCCAUGUUCGAACAUCUAUCGUCGUCUUCGACACCCACAGCUUCCGAGUCGGACCGGAUUGGAAAUACCGUUGCGGAGUAUCUGUUUCCUCAUCGCAUCAACCUUGAAGUGGUCACGAAGGAAGGAAAGCUGGAGGUUCUUUCUGGUCAUCAUGAGGACCUGGACCGGGCCCGCAUAGCUAUCCCCUGGAGUGCUGUCCGCGAGGCUGGUGUCGAGCCGGGUUCUGAGGUGGUUGGGAAACUUGGACGGAGUAUGGGGGAAUUCCGGGUUUCUAUGAAAAGGGAGAUAGAGAUAUACGGAAAGCUGAAGAAGUUGGAUUUACAUCCCGAGGCCAGGUUCCCUGAGUUCAAAGGUGAGAAACAUCCAAGACCAGCCUUCACAUUCCUACUCUCGCGCUCACUAAUGUGUUUUAUAGGCUUGAUUACGCAUAACGACGACAUCGUUGGCUUCAUCGUCGCCAAGAUACCGACCAAAUACCCAAGCUUGCGUCCCGUCAUCGAUGGCCAAGGGGAGACCGCACUCCCUGCUCUGCCGCUGAGGAUGAAAUGGGCAGCACAGAUCGAGCAGGCCGUAACAGAACUGCACCGCAACGGCUUGGUAUGGGGGGACGCAAAACCUGGCAAUGUUGUUAUUGACACCGACGACAAUGCCUGGGUCCUCGACUUUGGGGGCGGCGGUACAGACGGCUGGAUGGAAGAGUCAACAUACCAAACGGAGGAAGGGGACUUGAAUGCUGUAGCAAAGAUGAAGGAAAUGUUGUUGCGCAGUGACGAUGCCAAGGGGGCAGCAGGGUUGUAA
Messenger RNA from Chaetomium fimeti, 1080 nucleotides. RefSeq lists its product as uncharacterized. The record is from RefSeq and is a predicted model, not a curated record. The coding region runs from base 1 to 1080 and encodes 359 amino acids. The transcript is spliced from 2 exons. Lineage: Eukaryota; Fungi; Ascomycota; Sordariomycetes; Sordariales; Chaetomiaceae.